Molecule: messenger RNA, 1167 nt
Organism: Ilyonectria robusta
Lineage: Eukaryota; Fungi; Ascomycota; Sordariomycetes; Hypocreales; Nectriaceae
Exons: 2
Coding region: 117-944 (275 amino acids)
Biological process (GO): regulation of transcription by RNA polymerase II
Molecular function (GO): DNA-binding transcription factor activity, RNA polymerase II-specific; RNA polymerase II cis-regulatory region sequence-specific DNA binding
Source: RefSeq, a predicted model, not a curated record
GCAACAACUCCUCCCCUGGACUACUCUCGACGACUCCUCGGAUCACAGCACAACCAUCGUCACAACAUCGUCACAACCAUCGUCACAACCAUCACGUGGAAGUCGUCGUCUCUCAAAUGGAAACCUACCCUUCCUAUGCGACCGCCGAAGGUUGCUUCGCCAAAUUCGAUACCACCCAAGAAGACUCAAUUCUCGAUGCCUUCCAAACAACCCAGAAUCCCUCAUGGGAUCCGUGGUGGGCUACAGACCCAUCACUCUUCGCCGACUCGUUAGGAGGGCAAGUCACGGGACCCGGUGUCUAUGGGCAUGAUAGCUUCCCGCCCAGCGACUACGCAUCCGGCGAUCCCCUUGACUAUUCGGAUCCUGGGAGCAAAGUCAACCCCGUCACCGAAUACUCCGCCCCAUCCUUGGCUUCCGAGCCGCUCGCUCCCGAUGCGUCCUCCGUUUCUUCGGGCAAUCGACGUCAAUCUUUGGCAGCCGACGAGGAGCCUCGAAAGCGCAAGCGCCGGGCUCGCCAGUCUACGAGAAGCGGGGCUUGUCAGGAUGGCGACAUCGAUACACCUGAAGCGGGGACGCGCCAGAAAUCAAGGCGUCGCUCUUCCUCUAACCUAAACUCCGACAGCAACGGCCCCGACUCUCCUGCCCAGCACGGCGAUGGUACCAGCAGACGGAUAAAGGAGAGGAAUCGGGUUGCUUCCAACAAGUUUCGGGUCAAGAAGCGAGCAGACGCGAAGCGGCUCGAGGUUGACGAGCAGGACAUGGAUCAAAUCAAUCGCGAUUUGACCACUUGUGCCGCCGACCUGACUCGUGAAGUCUACGAGCUCAAGAUGUCGCUCUUGCAGCAUACCGACUGCAACUGCUCCCUCAUCCAGAACUACAUCGCCAACCAAGCACAACGCUACAUCCACGGCAUCGAGGGACCAACGCCUUCUCACCCCUCAUGAUGAGUUGCGCCCUCUUCUACGGCACUGGCACAAGUUGGGAGGAGUUCAUCAGUCCGUCGAAGUCGAGUCCUGAAGCUGCUCCUUAUUGGCGUUUGGUAUCUUUAUUUGAUUAGCCUGUGGUAUGUCGGUGGGCUAGGAUGAAGCGUGCGCUUCGCGAGAGGGUGGGUUUCGUCAAGGGAUUUAAGACGGUCGGCGAAGCGGUAUCGACGUGCACCGAGUAGCU